This is a messenger RNA of Giardia duodenalis, 2358 nucleotides long. RefSeq names its product Ankyrin repeat protein 3. Gene Ontology annotation, molecular function: protein binding. The transcript has a single exon. NCBI's taxonomy places the organism in Eukaryota, Fornicata, Diplomonadida, Hexamitidae. The coding region runs from base 1 to 2358 and encodes 785 amino acids. The record is from RefSeq and is a predicted model, not a curated record.
AUGCCAACUGUCCAAGAUUGGUUCAAAGCGGCAGAAAGCGGGGACUCACAAUUCAUCCGAGCCAAUUGUGCCGUUUUCCGUACUGCUACAACCACGGACGGAAUGACGGCUUUGAUGAUCAGCGCAUGUUGCGGACAUAUCGCAGUGGUGCAGGAGCUUUGCGCUCACGAACAGGGGUGUACGACAGGUUCUGGUAAGGCAGCAAUACAUUUUGGAUUGGACUCGGACAAUUGGGAUAUCGUUUCUUUGAUGCUUCCCUAUGAGGCUUCUGUUAGGAACGCGGCAGGAGAUACUCUUUUACAUUGGGCAGUUCGGGUUCGUGCAAAGUCAUGUAUACCAAAACUUCUUGUGCAAUUUGGCCUGCUGAAAAAUAAUGAUGGAUUGACUGCUGCACAGCUUGCUCAGAACUUGGGAUAUACAGAUCUACUUCCCUUGUUAGGGACAGUUGUGCCUGCUCCUGUAGCUACCACACCAUUUCCUGCGAUUUCAGCUGCUUCUGUGGCUCCCGGGCUACAACAGAUUGUACCUCCAUGUUUGCAGACCACUAUUCCGCAACCAGUGGUACAACCAGUGGCACAGCCAGUAGCGCCCUUUUCUGCUGCCACAGCACCUACGCCUGCCCCGGUAUUUUCAGUUUCAUCGCCAUCCUUCUCCUCAGGACCCACUAUCACCAGCCAAAUAGGCCAUGCAUCUUUGUGUGAUAACUGUGCCAAGCUCACUCGACAAAAUAAUGAGCUUUCAGCAGAACUGAACCGCGUCAAGGAGCAAAAUGCAUCUCUGCUCUCACAGUAUCAAACUGCCAUGGAGGCGGUGGCAUCAACGCAGAACGCUAACUCCAACUUCAUGGCACAGAUAACAGAGAGUCAGUCAACGAUUGCUAGGCUUGAGGCCGAGCUUGAGAAGCAGAAGGCAUUAGUGAGAAGCUCCUCCAGCGAAUCUACGGCACUCAUGCUACAGGUAUCAACAUCGAGUACUCAUGUCAACUCUCUCCAAAGCGAAUUGCACUUGAAAGAUGAGGAGAUCAAAAUGCUGAGGGCAAAGGUAGCUGAACUAGAAGAAAACACAACAGAGAUAAUUCGCAUGACGGAAAACGCAAUCAACGCCCGCGCAACUGUUGUUGCAAACCAGUUGGCGUCUCAGCAGGAGGAGCGCACGUUCCUGCAGGGGCGAGUUUCUCGGUUGGAAACAGAGAACGUUGAACUUGUGGCCAAGCUGGCAGCAUCUCAGUCUGCAGUUGAUUCUUUGGUACAAAGUCAGACAGCAGCACAGGAGCAAAACACUAAUUUGCUAAAGACCAUCACUGACCUUAAUACUCGGAUGGCUCAAUUUUCGAGUGAUAAUGCAACUUCAUCCAAGAGGAUUGCUGAAUUGGAAGAGCAAAUGGGAUCUAAGAAUACAGAGAUACUAGAGUUAAGAAAGCAAUUGACAAUGGUUCAGAGUGGAAUUCUUGAUAGUACUGAAGAUUAUCCUCAGACAUCUGGCACAGCAGGGAAUGUGCGGGCCUCUACACAUGACAAUCUGGAAAAGAUGCACCUAAGUGGCUAUCAUGGGAGUCCAGGAACGCAGCGUUUCGAUGGCCUUGGUACUGCGCCGUCUAUUACACAGUCUAAUAGUACAAUAGAUGGUAGUAAGCUGAGCACUUCUCAAUUGCUAUCAUCUACCAACAUGCCAGUUGCUCCUUCCCAAGUCGGGUAUGCGGCGUUUGCAGCGGAUACAUCUGCACCGAGCAGAUUGCUUGAAAGUCUUCGUGAAGAUGCACAAGCAGUUGUCGUAGAUAACACACUCACAAAGUCUACCGCAUUCAGAGAUAAGGACGGGAAUACAGCCCUUAUUCUAGCUGCUGCUAUAGGAGACAUUAGCACGGUUCUUUCUUUGGUUCCAUAUCAAGAAAAGGUCACCAAUACGAUGGGAGAAACUGCUCUUAUGAAAGCAGCAGAAAACGGCCAUUUGGAAGUUGUUUGUGCUCUGUUGGAUAAGCAAGUGGGGAAGGCCACAUACUCAGGAAAAACAGCUCUUAUGUCGGCUGCCCUCAAUGGUCACCUCGAUGUAUGCAAGCUUCUAAUUCCUCACGAAGCUGGGAUGUCUCGAAAAGACGGAUGGACUGCGUUGAUGAGCGCUGCGCGUAAUAACCACUUGGAGAUUGUAAAGCUUCUGAUUGAUCAUGAAGCCAGACGGCAGACCAAGGAUGGCACAACAGCCCUUAUCAAGGCUAUAGAGCAUGGAAACCUGGAUGCCGUGAAAAUCCUGGCUCCAAUAGAAAUGGAUCUCACGUUGAAGGGGGGUGCCACGGCGUUGAUGAAAUGCAAGCGAGCGACGUAUCCAGAAAUAUAUGACUACUUGAGAUCUCUUCAGGAUUGA